GUAAAAGGCAUCAUUCUAGUCCAGAAAAAGAAAUGACUCAAAGAAUAUAUUAUAAAAUUAUAGCUGGGGGCCGAAUCCAACAAUGCCUUUCACAGCCCGAAAAAGAAAAAAAGAGAUUCUCCUUAUCAAUGUACUAUUAAAACUAGUAGUUGCUGAACCAUAUAGGAAUUAUUUCAUUCACAUACCAAAACAUUUAUCUUCCCAAUCUAAUUCAAUAAUGUUUAAACUACCAAAGAAAUUUCCCUGUUUGGAGAGAAAGGGUGGCAGCACUUCAAAACCGAUCACGCAAGGAGAACAGGGAAAAACCCAAAACGAGAAGCCGCCGCAUGACGGAAAAGCAGAAAGCACGCAAAAAUACGAUGUGGAAAUUCUCUGGACGUCGACGAAAUCAACACACAACCUCAAGGCUUACGGGUUGGAGAACGAAAAAAUGGCCUUGGAAAAGAUUUUCGAGCGACAUGAAAACGAGAACGGCGAUCGAUUAAAGGUCGUCGGUAUCGUCGGGGCACGUGGCGUCGGCAAAACAAAACUUUGCCAAGAGUAUUUCAAUCUUUUGGGAAAGCCAGAGAAGAACGGCGAAAAGUUAUUCGUUCCGAGGAUUUGGGUCUCCACGUCGAUUAUCAAAAACGACAAAGACCGUAAGAAAAGGACUGUGAAGGAGGAGGAAAUGAAUUUGUCAGUAACAGUGAAGGAAAUGUUGGAGAGUCUUGGAGUUGAUACAGACGACAUCGUACCAAAUGAUUCUAGCAGAUAUGAUCAUCUUGAAGUGCUUCUCUAUCUUCUUCGCCUCCAACUAAUAGGAAAGAGGUAUCUAAUUGUUCUUGACGAUCUAACCCUAUUUCCUGUUGACGACGCUUGUAAACUUGCAUCAAAUUUGCCGAAAGGUUACAAAGGAACGAUUAUGGUGACGAGUAGGGAAGAGGAGGUAGUGAAGAGGAUGGCUAGGGACAAGCGAAACGUGCACCGUUUGCUGCCCUUAUCGGAUCCCCAAAGCUUGUGGUUGAUAUUUAAAGACGCCGUUGAACAGGGCGUUAAAGAUGAGGGAAUACUAGAUCACGAUUUCGAUUGGGAAAAAGCAACUGAAGAAGAGCUUAGAAGGAAAUGUUAUGAUGAGAUAGUAUUAGGUGGGAAAAAAAUUUAUGUGGAGAAAUUGAUAGAAAAGACGCUUAUAAGCAAGUGUAAUGGGAAUCCUUUGGCUGCAAAAUUGAUGGCGAAAACUAUGAGUAAGAAUAUUAAGAAAUUCAUAGAUGAGAACGAGAAGAAUAAGCAGCUGCUGAAGAAAGUUUCUCAGAAGGACAAUAACAGCAAGGAUGAUGAUAAUCCGAAAAAAGAAGAACAUCACGAAACCAUUAAUAACAGCAGCAAAGACGAUGAUACUCAUGAUGAAAGUAUGAAACGACCCUGAACUAACGAGCAUGCUCGUAGUUCCCUUGUUAAAUUGUGUGUAUAUAUUUUAUUUUUAUGAAAUAUGAUAUUGUUGUAACUGUAUAUAUAUACUAAAUGGGCAUGUAUAUAUCAUAUUAUUUGCUGUCUAUAGAAAUUGUAUUUGAUGAAUAUUUGCGGCCC
Molecule: messenger RNA, 1566 nt
Organism: Humulus lupulus (European hop)
Lineage: Eukaryota; Viridiplantae; Streptophyta; Magnoliopsida; Rosales; Cannabaceae
Product: probable disease resistance protein At4g19060
Exons: 1
Coding region: 83-1405 (440 amino acids)
Biological process (GO): defense response to other organism
Molecular function (GO): ADP binding
Source: RefSeq, a predicted model, not a curated record